Felis catus (domestic cat) is the source of this 2072-nucleotide messenger RNA. Its product is annotated as leukocyte immunoglobulin-like receptor subfamily A member 6. Bases 460 to 1893 code for a protein of 477 amino acids. The transcript has 8 exons. The record is from RefSeq and is a predicted model, not a curated record. NCBI's taxonomy places the organism in Eukaryota, Metazoa, Chordata, Mammalia, Carnivora, Felidae.
CAGGGUGGUGGAAGGAAGGAAGAGAAUUUGCAUUUACGGAACUCAGGAAAGGGAAGUGUCUCUGGUGUCUCACCCAGAUCACACAGCCUCUGUAAGAGGCACAGGCAGAACUGGAACUGAAAUUCGGCCGGCUCCCAGGUCCGGCCCACCCUCCCCGACCUUGGCUUCUGGAACCAGAGUCACUCUCUGGACUUGGGCUUGGCAGGGAACAGGCAGAGCGGCAGGGCCGUGUGGGGUCUGGUGAGACUCGCAUCUGGUCUGAAAGGUCGCAGGGCCUCUGCUGUCGGGCGUCCUUCAGGGAGAGCAGAGCAAGGCCCCGGAGGGGGUGUUCCCCUUCCUGUAAGGCCUCUCGUGAGGAACCCAUGAUGGGGACCACAGAGCCUGGGCCAUGUCACACCCUGUGCAUGUGUCUGUCCUGUGGACUCUGAGGACUUUUAAGCUGUCUGCACCGCUGGGACCAUGGGAGGCAGCAUCAGGACCCAGACCCUCACCGCCCUUCUGUGUCUCGGGCUGUGUUGGGGUCCGUGGGACCAGGUACAGGCAAGGUACCUUCCCAAACCCUCCAUCAGGGCUGAGCCCAGCCCCAAUGUCACCAGGGGGACCCCUGUGACCAUCUGGUGUCAGGCAUCUCUGCAGGCUGAUGUCUACUAUCUGUAUAAAGAGACGGCCUCUGAACCCACGUCCAUGGAGAUCUCACAGGAGUCCAGCGACAAGGCCAAUUUCUACCUUGGAUUCAUGAGUCCGCACAAUGCAGGGCGAUACCAGUGUCAAUAUCACAGCAGGAACGGCUGGUCACAGCGGAGUGACCUCCUGCCCCUGGUGGUGACAGGAGUGUACAACCCACCCUCCCUCUCAGCCAUCCCAGGCCCUGUGGUGGCCUCAGGAGGGAACGUGUCCCUCUCCUGUAGCUCACCAUAUCCAUGGCAAACCUUCCGUCUGCUGAAGGAGGGGGGAGCUGACGCGCCCCGACACCUGGAAUUGAAGUUCCCUCGUGAGAAGAGGCAGGCACUGUUCCCUGUGGGCCCCGUGAGCACCUCCCAUGGGGGGACCUACAGGUGCUACGUUUCUCCAGCUUCCUACCCGUAUGUGUGGUCACUCCCCAGUGACCCUCUGCACCUUCAGGUCACAGGCGCCUACAGGGAGCCCACCCUCUCAGCCCAGCCGGGCUCGCUGGUGCAGCCUGGAGACAACCUGACCCUCCAGUGUCAUUCAGAAGCCGGAUUUGACACAUUCGCUCUGAUGAAGGAUGAGGGGCUCACACCUCCUAUGCGUCUAGAUGGGCAGCCCAGCCCCAACUUCUCCCUGGGCUGUGUGACCCCCACCCACGGGGGCCAGUACAGAUGUUAUGGUGGACACAACCUCUCCUCCACAUGGUCUGUCCCGAGUGCCCCCUUGGACAUCCUGAUCACAAGCCUGUACAGGAAACCGUCCCUCUCGGCCCAGCCGGGGCCCUCAGUGUCCUGGGGAGAGAAUGUGACCCUGCAGUGUCGCUCGGAAAUCUGGCUCGACACCUUCUACCUGUCCAAGGAGGGGUCACCUGCUCCUCCCCAGCACAUUCAUCUGCAGGACACAACUGCACCUUCUCAGGUCAACUUCAACAUGAGUCCUGUGACCUCAGACCAAGAGGGAACCUACAGGUGCUACGCCUCAUCCAGCACCUCCCCCUACCUGUUGUCACACCCCAGUGACCCCCUGGAGCUGCUGGUCUCAGCUGACGCCAUCCUCCCAUCACAGGACAAGUCAGACCCCAACAGUGACUCCCACUCCAAAGAUUACACAGUGGAGAAUCUCAUCCGCAUGGGCAUGGCUGGCUUGAUUCUGGUGGUCCUUGGGAUUCUACUAUUUCGGGAUCACUCCAGUCAGAGGAGAAUCCAAGAUGAGGCCAGGAGGUAAACACAAGAGACAACAAUGCCAACAGUUAGUGUGCCCGGGAAUUUCUGCAAUAGUAUGUGGGCCCUGUGCCGUGUGAACUCCUCACUCGUCAUUGUGAGGAGGAGGACUCAUGGCUCAUGUACAGGGAAAAUGCCUGGACUGUUCUGCCAUUAAACUGUGGACUCUCCUUCCCAACCAUG